Molecule: messenger RNA, 974 nt
Organism: Pseudogymnoascus destructans
Lineage: Eukaryota; Fungi; Ascomycota; Leotiomycetes; Thelebolales; Thelebolaceae
Gene: DIB1
Product: U4/U6-U5 snRNP complex subunit dib1
Exons: 5
Coding region: 80-511 (143 amino acids)
Biological process (GO): mRNA splicing, via spliceosome
Cellular component (GO): spliceosomal complex; U4/U6 x U5 tri-snRNP complex; U5 snRNP
Source: RefSeq, a predicted model, not a curated record
UCAGCAUCACAGCUACGCUGUUUCAUAUUUCAAAUCAUACCAACGAACCUCAAAUCCCCAAACCACCCCACAGCUUGCCAUGGGUUCCGUAGUACUCCCCCACCUACGCACCGGGUGGCAUGUUGACCAAGCUAUCAUGAACGAGGACGAACGCCUUGUCGUCAUCCGCUUUGGACGCGACUACUCUGAGGAUUGCAUGCGGCAAGAUGAAGUGUUAUUUAAGAUUGCAGACCGAGUGAAGAACUUCGCUGUCGUCUAUGUUUGCGACUUGGAAGAAGUGCCCGACUUCAAGCAGAUGUAUGAGUUAUACGACCCCAUGACAAUCAUGUUUUUCUUCCGAAACAAACAUAUGAUGUGCGAUUUUGGGACCGGAAAUAACAACAAACUCAACUGGGUGCUUGAGGAUAAGCAAGAGCUCAUCGACAUCAUAGAGACUAUCUACCGGGGAGCCAAGAAGGGUCGAGGAUUGGUGGUCAGCCCGAAAGACUACUCUACGCGGUACAGAUACUAGGUGGCGAACAAUCAGAGGCUUCAUCUGUUUAAUUCGAUAUGCGCUGGGAUUUUCCGAGGAUUCGCAGUAUUCUGUUGAGGAAACGUCCAUAUCUCAGUUUAAGCUUCGACAAGACGGUCGCCGACAGAGGGUCAUACAAAUGUGGGAAUACAGGUCAUACGGUGCAUGAUGGAACAAGCACACGAAAAAUCAACAGAUACGGAUGGAUAGGACGGCGGUCACGAAAUGGCGCCAGAAGCACCGCAUCACGAGACUCGAGAGGUGGACAUGGCAAAUUCAAGGAUGAUGCGUAAUAACUAAACGGCACUCUUUAGAAUUUCAGGUUCUCGCUGUUUGAUGGGGAAUACAGGAAGAUUAGCCUCGAAAAUAGGUGUAAGAUUCAAAGCUAUUGGGUCUUGCAAAACAAAGUCAUGCUUUCCUACAUGCCGCAGGUUUGCCGUUUAACAUGUGCCAAUUCAAAUAU